This is a messenger RNA of Drosophila serrata, 6472 nucleotides long. RefSeq names its product Protein strawberry notch. NCBI's taxonomy places the organism in Eukaryota, Metazoa, Arthropoda, Insecta, Diptera, Drosophilidae. Gene Ontology annotation, biological process: regulation of DNA-templated transcription. The record is from RefSeq and is a predicted model, not a curated record. Gene Ontology annotation, molecular function: histone binding; chromatin DNA binding. Gene Ontology annotation, cellular component: nucleus.
GCAUCUCGCACACAGUCGGAUUUUUCGUGUUUUAACAAGCAAAAAAUACGAAUUUUGACGAAACCGUGUUUAUCUUUGGCACGCAGGCGGCUCUAGCGCCGGCGUUACGAUUUGAAAUACGUAGUGCAUGUGGAAUUACUGAAGUGGCAAAAAGCGCAACGCCAACUACUUCGUGCACAGACACGCCGAGACACCAGUGUGAAAAGAGAAGAGUGAAGACAACGCGGUGCCGUUCGUUGUUGGCAUGUUACGUGUUUUUUCGGCAUUUCUAGCUUCCUUUUCGAUUCCUUUCUCCUUUAUUUUGUUGUUGCCGCCUUAAUUGUUAUUACUGCCGCCGCUGUGAUUGCAACGCAACAAAUACAAAAACCACAGGCUGAACGCAGGACGAUACCGCGUGCACGGAGGCGAGGCAACAACACACACACGCGGACAAAACUCACAACCACAAUCGCAUUUGCUGGUCGCCCUCCGCGACUCCGCCACACCGCGCGCCCAUCAUUGUCGCGUUGAAAUUUAUUGCGGAGUAUUUUUCGCUGCAUUUGCUGACUGGCUGGCCGCCCAUUUGGUUUGCUUCCUUUCGCACACACACACACACGCCGCCACCACCGUUCAUCAUCGGCUCCACGGUCCCAGAAGAGAGCGAAUAAGACCGAAGAGCUGGAGAAGCACUGGAAACGGUAAAAAAGAAGCCAAGACGAACAGUUGGAGUUAAAAAACAAACAGAAGAACGGACACAAAAAAAAAACUUUCGGUGAAAAAGAGUGGGAAAACGCGUGUGCUUAGUGCUGUUGCACAUUAUUAUUUUUUUUUUUUUUGCGUGCUUGACAACAACAUUAAUAGUGGCUGCGGACAUCAACGGCAAAGACGACGACGACGACAACAAAAACAGUUAACUGAAACAAAUUGAAGAAGCAUCACAAUGACAUCAAAAAAACGCAAAACCCCCUUUGAUGACGACGAUAUUGAUGAGGACGAUUCAGGCUCCGAUUUUGAUGAUGACGAGGAUCCAGAUCUAAUAGAAGUGCCCGGUGGUGGUCGCGAUCUGAAUACUGCUGUUACCUACGCCCAGAACAUACGCAGCGGAGUGGGCGUGACCAAAGGUCCUGCACCUGCUCCUUCUGUCGCUGCAACUGGCGGCAUACCCAAAAUAGCCAACAUUUCCACCCUUGGCCCAAAAAUUGUUAUAUCUCAGAAUAAUAUUAAACCAAUAUCGUUGUUACGCAUCAACAAUAAUAACAAUAAUAUUAUCACCGGCAGCAGCAACGGCAAUAAGAUAAUAACAACAACAACCGGCGGAGCAGCGGGACUGAUAAAGGGUGUGGGCACGGGUGUGGUAACUGGAGGCGUGACCACAGCGAAAAUCGGAGGCGUGACCUUGGGCGGAAAGAUCACACCGAUACCAACGAUAAUAGCCCGAAAAGUGGGUGGUGGACUAGAGAAUAGCCUAAACAAUAUGCCAAAGAAACUGAAUAAUGCGAUAACGGCCAUGGGCAGUCCUGCCGCAAGGAGCACCAACAGCAGCAGCAGCAGCAACAACAACAGUAGCAACAUCAGCAGCAGCAGCAGCAUGAGCAGCGCCUUUGGGUCAGGUGGAACCAAUACCACCAGCAAUUACCUAAACAGCCUGAGCACCAACGAACUGAUGAAUUUGGCCGCCUAUGUGGCUGCCAAGGGAAACAGCUCACCAUUGCCACCGCCACCGUCCACGGCUGCCAAUUCGGUGAGAAGUUCACCUGGCGGUGGUGGUACCUUCUUUGAUGGCAUGGGAGGAGGAGGAGCGACCACAUCAGCCUCUGCUGCUAAUUUCAAUAUGGCCGCGUCUUUAUUGGCGCAGAUGAGCUAUGCAGGCGGCGUUAGUCCCAUUCGUCCUUACAAGGUGACACCGGGAACACCAGGAAACGCCAACGUGGGCAACACCAUCAACAAGCAGCAGCUGACAACAACAGCAGGUGGUGGAGGAGGAACACCAGCUGGCGGUGGAGCUGGUGGCAUGAAGGGCAACAUUACCAUGAUGGAGGCCGUGCGCAAACUGAUUGCCCUGAAUCCGCAAUACCUGACCAGCGGUAUACCAAACGAUGCGAUUCAGCUUUUCCUGCAAUCGACGAACCAAAGGGCACAGACACCAACGAUAAUGCCACCGAUGCCGGUGACGGCCAAUGCAGCGGCAGCAGCAGCAGCAGCUGCCCACGCCUCUGCCGUGGCCUAUGUCCAGCAGGAGGAGGACGAGGUGGACUAUGAGGAGAUGGGUGUGGCGGAGACCUAUGCCGACUAUUGGCCAGCCAAAUUGCGCUUGGGCAAAAAGCAUCCCGAUGCCGUGGUGGAGACAGCCUCCCUGAGUUCUGUGGAGCCCUGCGAUGUCUAUUACCGGCUAGAUAUACCCCAGGAGACGAUCCAAAGCGGGCAGCUUAGCGCCCUGCAAUUGGAGUCCAUAACGUAUGCCUCGCAGGCCCAUGAUCACCUGCUGCCGGACGGCAGUCGAGCGGGCUUCUUGAUCGGAGAUGGUGCUGGUGUGGGCAAGGGUCGCACCAUUGCCGGCAUCAUCUAUGAGAAUUUUCUAAAGGGAAGGAAGAAGGCCCUCUGGAUAUCCGUGUCCAACGAUCUCAAAUACGAUGCUGAGCGGGAUCUCGCCGAUAUAGGAGCCGGUCGGAUCAAUGUCCAUGCGCUGAACAAGUUCAAAUAUGCCAAGAUCAGCUCGUCGGUGAAUAACAAUUGCAAGCGCGGCGUCAUCUUUAGCACAUACUCGGCGCUGAUUGGCGAAUCGAACAAUAAGACGGGAAAGUAUCGUUCCCGCUUCCGUCAGCUGUUGCAGUGGUGUGGCGAGGACUUCGAGGGCCUGAUCAUCUUUGAUGAGUGUCACAAGGCCAAGAAUCUGUGUCCUGUGGGCUCUGGCAAGCCCACAAAGACCGGUCAAACUGUGCUGGAGCUGCAACAGAAGCUGCCCAAGGCUAGGGUGGUGUAUGCCUCCGCCACGGGUGCCUCGGAGCCCAAAAAUAUGGCGUACAUGGUGCGUUUGGGUCUGUGGGGUCAGGGCACGGCAUUUGGUUGCUUUAAUGACUUCAUCACAGCUGUGGAGAGACGUGGCGUUGGUGCCAUGGAGAUUGUGGCCAUGGACAUGAAGCUGCGAGGCAUGUACAUAGCCCGACAGUUGAGCUUCAAGGGCGUCAGCUUCAGGAUUGAGGAGGUGCCUCUCACCAAGGAGUUCCGGAAGAUUUACGAUCAAUCCGUAGAGCUCUGGGUGGAGGCCAUGCAAAAGUUCACCGAGGCAGCGGAACUCAUCGAUGCCGAGAGUCGUAUGAAGAAGACCAUGUGGGGACAGUUUUGGUCAUCGCAUCAGCGAUUCUUCAAGUAUCUCUGCAUUGCAGCCAAGGUCAGUCAUGCGAUUCUGGUGGCCCGCGAAUCCAUCAAGUAUGGCAAGUGCGUGGUUAUUGGUCUGCAAUCGACGGGCGAGGCACGCACGUUGGAUCAACUGGAGCGGGAUGAUGGAGAGCUAACCGAUUUUGUGUCCACCGCCAAAGGCGUCUUCCAGUCCUUUGUGGAGCGUCACUUUCCAGCGCCCGACCGCAAUAGGAUCAAUCGCAUUCUGGGACUCUACGAUGAUUCGUCCUCGCCGCUCGAGUCUUCCUCAAGUUACAAUAACAAUAAUAGCUCUGCAGCGGCGGCAAGCAAGCGAAAGGGUGUAAGCACUAGUAAUGGCAAGGCCAAGAAGCUCAAGAAGCGCAGCGGCAGCAGCAGUGAUAGCGACGUGGAGUCGGAGGUCAGCAGGAAACAGAAGCGUCGAAAGAACAGUGACAGCGAUGAGGGACAGAAUAGUGAUGACAAUGCCGCCUUUCGUAGCGAUGCAGACGAUGAUGAUGAUGAUGAGGAUGAAGACGAAGAUGAGGACGACGACGAAGAUGAUGAUAGUGAUGAUCAUGAGGCGGAAAGCGAUGUGGCCAGCGAUGCCAGUUCCGAUUUCAAUCCAUUCUUCAGCGGUAGCGACAGUGACAUUGAUCCCUGGGUAAAUGCACGCAGUAAAAAGUCAUCCUCCAAGAAGGUCCAAAAGAAGACCAAGAAAAAGGUGAAGAAGGAAACAAAACCCAAGAAGGAGAAGGAAACAGAAGCGGCUACAUCUAGCACAUCCUCCAAGACGAGCACCACCACCACCAACACCACCGAUGCCAUGUCAGCCGCUGUGGCCGCUGCUCUCAAUGCUGCAAAAUCCCGUAAAUCCCAGCUAUCCACGCAGGACAAGAUCCAGGAUCUCCUGCAAAAGAAGCAAGAGCUCAAGGGCACUGUGACCCCAAUUGGCGUGAAUGGCGUCAAAAUGAACUACGGGCCACCGCCCAAAGAUGCUAUCGAGCGGGCAUGCACCAUGAAGGAGGAGCUCUUGCGUAAAAUUGAACGUUUAGGCUCUCGCCUGCCACCGAAUACUCUGGAUCAACUGAUUGACGAACUCGGUGGCCCCGACAACGUGGCGGAGAUGACGGGCAGACGGGGUCGCGUUGUCCAGAACGAUGAUGGUUCCAUACAGUACGAGUCGCGCAUUGAAUCUGAUGUGCCACUGGAAACGCUUAAUAUUACGGAGAAGCAGCGCUUUAUGAAUGGCCAGAAGGAUGUGGCCAUUAUUUCGGAGGCAGCCUCCAGUGGUAUCUCUCUCCAGAGUGAUCGACGGGUUGCAAAUCAGCGGCGUCGCGUGCACAUCACGCUGGAGCUGCCCUGGUCCGCCGACCGGGCAAUACAGCAGUUUGGACGCACACAUCGAUCCAAUCAGGUAAAUGCCCCCGAGUACAUCUUCCUCAUUUCGGAUCUAGCCGGCGAACGGCGCUUUGCCUCCACGGUAGCCAAGCGUUUGGAAUCGCUGGGUGCCCUCACACAUGGUGAUCGUCGGGCCACUGAGACCCGUGAUCUCUCACAAUUCAACAUAGACAACAAAUACGGCAGACAGGCAUUGGAGACGGUGAUGCGUACCAUAAUGGGCUAUGAGGCGCCACUGGUUCCACCACCCACGGAUUAUAGCGGCGAAUUCUUCAAGGAUAUCGCUGGUGCCUUGGUGGGCGUUGGCAUAAUCGUGAACACCGAGAGCCAUCCGGGAGUGCUCAGCCUAGACAAGGAUUACAACAACAUAUCAAAGUUUCUCAAUCGGAUUCUUGGCUGUCCGGUGGAUCUGCAGAAUCGUUUGUUCAAAUACUUUACCGACACCAUGACGGCAAUUAUACAGCAGGCGAAGCGUGGCGGUCGCUUCGAUCUGGGCAUAGUGGACUUGGGUGCUGCGGGCGAGAAUGUAACCCGCGUGCGGCUCAUACGGUUUAUGCGAAAACAUGCCACCGGAGUGGCGCCCACGGAGCUGCAUACGGUGCGGGUGGAACGCGGCAUGAUUUGGCAGGAGGCUUUGGACAAGUAUGCCGAUCUCUUCAACGAGAAUGAGGGCUUCUACCUAUCCCAUCAGUUGCGCAAUCAAAAGCGCACCGCCAUCAUGGUGGUUAUCUUGCCUUACAGCGCGACGAACAGCAGCAGUAGUAGCAGCACAGCCGGAGAUUCCGACAAUCCCAAAAAGAAGAAGGCAACACGCAGCAAAAAGGAAAUAAUGUGCCAGAUCUACAGACCGAAUACGGGCCUGCAGGUGCGUCACGAGUCGCUGUUCGAGCUGGAGAAGAAGUAUCGGAAGGUGCAAAUGACGGAGGCAGAACCCCAUUGGACAGAGCAGUACGAUGCCUCGGUGAAUACGUGUUCGCAUGCGUACUGGAAUGGCAACUGCCGGAAUGUCAGUCUGGGCAAUGAUUGUGAGGUGGGCUUGCGGCAGCGGUUGUACCAUGUCCUAGCCGGCUCCGUGCUCUCCGUUUGGGGUCGCGUUGAGCAUAUACUGAAUACACGUUCCAACAGCAAGAUGCAGGUGAUACGAAUGAAGACGACGGAUGACGAGAAGAUUGUGGGCACCCUGAUACCCAAGUCGUGCUUCGAGACAUUGAUGAAUGAUCUGCGCAGCGAUUCCGAGAAACACGAGGAGUUCAACUACUGAGCGUCCCCAGUGGUUCUUGUGUGAUUUUUGCAUGCAAAUUUGUAUCCUUCCAGCUGAGGAUGAUCAAGGCUCUAGAUAUAUCCAUAUAUAUAUAGAUAUAUAUAUAUAUAUAUAUAUAUAUAUAUAAAUAAUAAUUUAACUAAACGUUAAGAUACCGCUACAUAGCGUAUAUAUGUAUGUAAAUUGACACGACAAGAAGUGAAGAGUGCAUGAGAAAACUCCCCAAUAAUUUUGUUUGUUUUUUUUUUUCUUACCUUAAAAUGGACACAAAAAAGAAGAUGUAAUAACCAGACUUUGGCUAAGAUAUACAGAUGACAGAUAUAAGAAAUACAAAGAAAAGGAAAGAAAGCAGAAGAGGAAAUGUAAUGAAAUGAAAACGCUUAUAAGAAAGGACUUUUCUCAAUGAUUUCUAUAUGAUUAAUUAAUGAUACAAGUUAUGUUUAAAACCACUGAAUAAACCGUCACCCUUGUAAACUA